Aptenodytes forsteri (emperor penguin) is the source of this 2662-nucleotide messenger RNA. It is a transcript of the gene ANKZF1, whose product is annotated as ankyrin repeat and zinc finger domain containing 1. Gene Ontology annotation, molecular function: protein binding. NCBI's taxonomy places the organism in Eukaryota, Metazoa, Chordata, Aves, Sphenisciformes, Spheniscidae. The record is from RefSeq and is a predicted model, not a curated record.
AUGGAGAGGCUUCUGUCUCACUGGCGUCUGCAGCUCCCCAGCCAAGUCUCCCUCCACCACCAAUGGAAACCCCCUCACAUCCCUACUCAUCAACAAGCUGGUUCUCCACUGCAGGGAGAACCACUCUGCCCAGAGAAACCUGCGGAUGCCAGCAGUGAGGAGAAGGCCCGCAGGGUCCCUGAGGUGCCGGAGCGGGGGGGGGCGACCUGCGGGCAGGUGUUCGGCAGCCGGGAGGAGCAGACUGAGCACUACCAUCUCGACUGGCACCGCUUCAACCUGAAGCAGAGACUCCUGGGGCACCGGACGCUGCCAGUAGAAGUGUUUGAGGAGAAGAUCUGCACAGGUGAUGUUUCCAGCAUCUCAGGGUCCGAUUCGGAGAGCUCCGAUGCAAGCAGUGAGUCGGAGUUGCUGCCUUCUGCCAGCGACAGCCCCGCGACCCUCCAGAACCCCCGCUCCCACAAGGUGGUGCUCCGCAAUGCGAAGGGCCAGCUCAUCUCUGCCUACCGCUGCGUGCUGGGCACUGGGAAGGGUGGCAGCGAGGAGCCAGCAGAGCUGACAGCGUCACUGCAGAGCCUCAGUGCGAGCACGUGCUGGGUUGUGCUGAUGAUGGGCGGCGGGCACUUCGCCGGAGCUGUGUUCCGGGGCCCCCAGGUGCAGGAGCACAAGACCUUCCACCGCUACACAGUGCGAGCCCGUCGGGGCACAGCCCAGGGCCUACGGGACGCCCAGACCCCAGGGUCAGCACCCAGGUCGGCCGGAGCCUCCCUGCGGCGUUACAAUGAGGCCGUGCUGCUCAAGGAUAUUCAGGACCUGCUGGCAGCCUGGGCACAGCACCUGAAUGAAGCUCAGCGCAUCUUCCUCCGGGCCCCGCGCCACAACCGGGUGCUGCUCUUUGGUGGCAGGAACCCACCUCUCACCCAAGGCGACCCUCGCAUCUGCCACAUCCCCCUCAGCACCCGCAGGGCCACCCUGCGAGAGGUGCUGCGAGUCCACGCCACGCUGGCCAGCCUGCAGGUGUAUGGGAAGGACACGCCACUGGAGGACAUCACUGGAUCCCCCCAGAAGGGCUGGCAGAAGAGGCGGCGGAAAGCAGAGGUGGAUCCCCCACAGGAGGACACGAGUGCCCCACGGGAGGAGGAGGAAGAAGAGGAGGAGGAAAGCCUUGCAGGGGAACUGGAGACUGUGGAAGUGACGCUGGGGACCUUGGACCUCCGGGAAUUUGAAGUGAUGCCCAAGCGAAACCGCAAAAGGAGGAAGAAGAAAGACAAGAAGGUGGAGAAAGGGCCCUGUGCCGAAGAGACAGGAUGCCGUGGUACCCAGUGUGGGCAGCCUGACCUGGAGCUGGUGACGGAGCUGCAGGGGGAGGCUGGGGCUGAGCCCCUUUCCUGGGGCGAUGGAGGAGACCCUCAGACCCAGCUCCGCGAUGCCCUGUUCACCGCCUGCAAAACGGGGGAUGUGGGGAUGCUGCGGCACCUCCUGGGUGUGCCAGAGAGCCGGGGCCUGCCAGGAGACAGCGAGGAUGGGGAGGGCGCACAGCCCCUGGCUAUGCCCCGCUCCCUGCUCAACCAGCCCGUGGAUGAGCGCGGCUGCACCCUGCUUCAUGUGGCAGCACGGGCAGGGAAGGCUGCGGCUGUGUGCCUGCUGCUGGAGGUGGGGGCGGACCCUGCCCUCAGAGACGGGCAGGAGAGGACCCCCUACUGCGUCUCUGCUGACAAACUGACCCGCAACGCCUUCCGCAAGUUCAUGGUGGACCAUCCGGACAAGUACGACUACAGCCGUGCCAAGGUGCCAGGACCCCUGACGCAGGAGAUGGAGGCCAAGAAGCUGGAGAAGAAGCGGGCACAGAAAGCCCAGCGGAAGCAGCGGGAGCAGGCACAGCGGGAGGAGCGGCAGCGCUGGGAGCAGGAGCAGGGAGAGAAGCAGCGGUUUGCAGCCCUGUCCGACAGGGAAAAGAGAGCCCUGGCUGCCGAGCGGAGGCUGGCUGCGCAGCUGCAGGAUGCCAGCACAGCUCUUGCCAACAUCAGCCGCUGCUGGCAUUGUGGAGAGUCCCUGCUGGGCCGGAUCCCUUUCCAUUACCUUGACUUCUCCUUCUGCUCCACGGCCUGCCUGCAAACCCACCGCCGGGCCCGGGCCAGCCACACAUAAGGCUGGGGACUGCUGCCACCUGCCAAGGACCGAUGGGGUGGAGACAUGGCUGAGCACUGGCUGUGCAGCCAGGGAGAGCCUGUGGAGCAGCGCUGGUCGGAGGGACUGAGCUGGCCAUGUCACUCUCCAGGGCAACUCUGGCAAGGCUCGGGGCGAAAAUGUCACUCUGGGUGGUGACUCUGGGAAUGCUACAACCGGGAGGUCCCUACGUACCAGUGUGAGGGGCCAGGACUGCUCCAUGGCCCAGCUCCAGCUGGGGGGGUCUUGCUGCUGGCUUUCCUCAUGGCUACUUCAGAGGCUGCUGCCUGUCAUGGUAGGACAGAUCCUGACAUAUCUGGACCCCGCAGCCCCAAGCUACCUGCAGCCAUGCCUGCAGGCACCCUCUGGGCUGUGCUUUGCCCUCUCCUCUCCUGGAUGCCAUCGGUCUCUCAGCUGUACCAUGUUAGCAACUACCUCCUCUGCCUGCAUUGUCAAUAAAGAGGUGCCUUGACCCCCUAGGCGUGGGGGGAGUCAGCAU